This is a messenger RNA of Exophiala spinifera, 921 nucleotides long. RefSeq lists its product as uncharacterized. The transcript has a single exon. The record is from RefSeq and is a predicted model, not a curated record. Lineage: Eukaryota; Fungi; Ascomycota; Eurotiomycetes; Chaetothyriales; Herpotrichiellaceae. The coding region runs from base 1 to 921 and encodes 306 amino acids. Gene Ontology annotation, molecular function: oxidoreductase activity.
AUGCGCGCGAUUGUUGUAGAAUCGUGGGACUCCCCUCCUGCCUUCUCAGCAGAUCACCCUGACCCAUCCACCACCGACUCAGACAAAGUCACCAUCAAGGUCCUAGCAGCUGGCUUGCAUCAGCUCGUCCGCUCGCAAGCCGCUGGCCAGCACUACACCAGCAAGAACGCCGGGCUUCCCUACGUACCCGGAUCUGAUGGCGUCGGUACCACCCCAGACGGAAAGGUCGUGUACUUUAACAGCAUUCUCAAGGGCGGCAGCUUUGCAGAGUACGUGACGGUGCCCAAAGCCGCCAUAACACCCGUUCCAGAGGGCGCCGACCCCGUCCAGAUUGCAGGCCUGUUGAACCCAGGCAUGAGCUCGUGGAUGGCCCUGGCCGCACGAGUCGAGAACCUUCCGCCGAACUUCACCGUCGUCAUUGUUGGGGUGACCGCGAUCUCAGGCAAGGUCGCCGUCGAAUUCGUUCGCGAAAGGGGUGCCGGGAAGGUGAUUGGUGUGGCGCGCAACGCCAAAGAAAUGGACGCGCUGAAGCUCGAUCAGAGUAUCGUGUUGGCAAGUAAUCCUGCUGAAACGGACUUCUCAGGCCUGGGCGAUGUCGAUGUCAUACUCGACUACCUUUACGGUCCUGUCAUCACAGCUCUCUUCACCGCCCUCAAGUCCACGGUGCCGACACAGUACGUCCAGAUUGGAUCUGUAGCCGGUCUGGAUACUCCUCUACCAGCGGCCAUCUUGCGGUCCAAGAACCUCACAAUGAGAGGCGCAGGGCCCGGGGCAUGGUCAAUGCAGCACUUUGGCAAGGAGCUGCCUGGCCUGCUCACUGCGGUGGCGAAAUUGCCGAAGAUGGAUCUCAAGGUGAGGAAGCUGGAAGAUGCCGCGGACGCCUGGGCAGCGAAGAAGGACAGGACGGUUUUUGUUCCAUGA